Aphis gossypii (cotton aphid) is the source of this 1962-nucleotide messenger RNA. RefSeq lists its product as uncharacterized. Lineage: Eukaryota; Metazoa; Arthropoda; Insecta; Hemiptera; Aphididae. Bases 1 to 1962 code for a protein of 653 amino acids. The record is from RefSeq and is a predicted model, not a curated record. The transcript is spliced from 2 exons.
AUGGUUAGACAACAUCAAGACAAUUAUAUCAUUCGAUAUCGUCAGCUGUUCCAUCAAUACAUUGUUGAUAUGUAUGCUAAGGUUGAAAGCGAACGCUUGCGAUUCCUUCGAUUUAACCAGGCAAAACUACGAUCGGAAGAAUAUAUUCACUUACGAGAUGCUGUUGCUGGAAACAUCGAUGGAAAUUUAAAUCCCAAUGACAUCGGUAAUGCUUUCAUUUUACCUUCAAGUUACAUCGGCAGUCCAUGGAACAUGCAGGAAUACAUACAAGAUGCGAUGACUUACGUACGUCAUUACGGCCGACCGGAUUUAUUUAUUACAUUCACAUGUAAUCCGAAUUGGGAAGAGAUACAAACUUUACUAUUGCCAGGACAACAAGCCAUUCAUCGUCAUGAUUUAACUGCACAGUGGCAAAAGCGAGGUUUGCCUCAUGCCCACAUUUUGGUUUGGCUUAAAGAUAGAAUCCGUCCUGAAGAAAUCGAUCAAAUAAUUUCAGCCGAAAUUCCAGACCCAUUAAUUGAUCAUGAAUUAUUUGAUAUUGUCACCAAACACAUGAUCCAUGGGCCAUGCGGUGCUUUCAACAUGACGUCACCGUGCAUGGAAAAUGGAAAAUGUAAAAAAAACUUCCCAAAGCCGCAUACGAAUGACACGAUCACGGAUAUUGAUGGUUAUCCAAUGUAUCGCCGCAGAAGUACUGGGAAUGGUGGCAACACAUUUACAAUGCGACUGCCGAACUUUCCAAAUCAAGUUGAGUUUGAUAAUCAGUGGGUGGUACCAUGCUCACCACUACUUUCAAAAAUUUACAAAGCUCAUAUCAAUGUUGAGCUUUGCAGUUCUGUUAAAUCAAUUAAGUAUAUUUGUAAAUAUGUAAACAAAGGCAGUGAUUUGGCCAUAUUUGAAGUACAAAACAUAAAUAAAAAUGACGAAAUAGCACGAUACCAAAUGGGCAGAUACAUUAGCAGCAAUGAAGCUAUUUGGCAUAUUCUCAGCUUUCCCAUCCACGAAAGAGAUCCUGCUGUCCAACACCUGGCAAUACAUCUUGAAAACGGUCAACGUGUAUACUUCACUGAAGAAAAUGUUCUCCUUAGAGCGUUCGAAGCUCCGAAAACGACUCCAACUGAAUUUUUUACAUUGUGUCAAAAACCUGAUGUUUUUGGCCAAUUCGCGAAGACAUUGGUGUAUGGUGAUGUUCCACGUUAUUUCACAUUUAACAAAUCCAGUAAAAAAUGGGAGCCACGGAAACAAGGAAAACCACAUCCUUCCAUUACAGUCAUAUUUAAAGCUAAGACAUUGGGGAGACUUUACACGGUACAUCCAAAGCAACGUGAGUGCUUCUAUUUACGUUUGUUAUUGGUGAAUGUUCCCGGACCAACGUCUUUUGAAUUUUUACGAACAGUUAAUGGUCGAGUAUUCAAUACAUACCAGGAUGCAUGUCGUGAACUGCAAUUUCUAGAAGACGAUAACCAUUGGGACUUAACGCUUGCUGAUGCUGUGUUGACAUCAACACCGAAUAACAUUCGUCAGUUGUUUGCAAUUAUUUUGACGACAUGUUAUCCCUCGCAAGCACAAACUUUGUGGGAAAAAUAUAAAAAUUGUAUGACAGAAGACAUCUUGCACCGAAUUAGACAAAUAAAUCAAUACCAAAACAUAGAUUAUACACCAGAGAUGUACAAUGAAGCAUUGGUCUUGAUCGAGGAUUUAUGUGUUCUUAUUUCAAAUUUACCACUUAAUCAUUAUGGUAUGCCAUCACCUAAUCGUCCAGCCACCGACUUAGUCAAUACCGAUUUACAACGAGAAAAUCAAUAUGACCAUGGAAGUUUAGCAACAAUUAUCAUAAACAGUGAACCAUUACUGACAGCAGAACAAAAAAUUAUUUAUGAUCGGAUUAUGCUGGCUGUUGCUGCUGAACAAGGCGGUUUUUUUUUCUUGGAUGAUCCGGUGGAACCGGUAAUACAUUUUUAA